This is a messenger RNA of Nanorana parkeri, 904 nucleotides long. RefSeq names its product TIMELESS interacting protein (gene TIPIN). Gene Ontology annotation, cellular component: replication fork protection complex; nucleus. The coding region runs from base 17 to 904 and encodes 295 amino acids. Gene Ontology annotation, biological process: DNA replication checkpoint signaling; replication fork arrest; DNA damage response. Gene Ontology annotation, molecular function: DNA binding. The record is from RefSeq and is a predicted model, not a curated record. Lineage: Eukaryota; Metazoa; Chordata; Amphibia; Anura; Dicroglossidae. The transcript has 7 exons.
UCUUCAGCUUCUCACGAUGAUUGAUCCUUUAGAGAAUGACCUCUUUGACAUUCCUGAUUAUGAACAUACAGAAGAUGAGAAUUUCCCCCCUCUACCUCCACCACACUCUCCUGGGGUCGGAGAAGACAACGCUGGCGAUAUGGAAAAUGGAGAUGACUGGACUAAGAAUAUGGGUGGGACACAGCCAGAAGAAGCACCUAAACCUGCCAGGAGAGCAGUAAAGCGGCCACAGCCCAAACUGGAUGCCAAUCGGCUUACUUCACAGCGGGGUUUACCAGCUUUACGACAUCUGUUUGAGGAUACAAAGUUCAAAGGCAAAGGUCAUGAGGCUGAGGACUUGAGGGUUCUGCUCAGACAGAUGGAAAAUUGGGCACACAGGCUUUAUCCAAAGCUGCAGUUUGAAGAUUUCCUGAAUCGGUUAGAAACAUUGGGGAAUAAAAAGGAGGUGCAGACUUGCUUAAAAAGAAUACGGAUGGAUCUGCCCAUUGUCCAUGAAGACUAUGUCAGUGAUGAAGUUGUUGUACAGAUGGAAGAUCACCUUGAUUCUGAAGACUUGCCUGCUUACCCAGAACCCUCUGCACCAUCUCUGUCACAGCCCAACACCACUGAACUGAGUGAAGAGACAAGACAGAGGAUAGAGAGGAACAGACUUCUGGCUCUGGAGAAGAGAAUGCAGAAGAUUCAGGCACAAGGAGACAGCCAGGCAGAGACCCCUGCACCAGUUGUGUCUCAGGCUUCGUCUGCUGAUCCAGAUGAGAUUCCCGAGGACUUUGAUGAAGAUUUGCUGGAAGAAGUAGACAAUGUAGUGGAAAGCAAUACACAGCCAGUGGCAAGUUCAGUAGUUACCGCAGUGGCAGAAACCCAAUCCAGCGAUACAAAUGCAGAAGUACAAGAUGAAGAUUGA